CGCGUCCUAUUUUUCGAUUUAUUAGAUUCAAGAUUAGAAAAUAUAAUAAAUAAAUAAGUAAGCUAAUAAGUAUCGCUUGUUCGUGAAAAAUUCAGUAACUGAACUGAAUGCUUUCGAUAACUAUAUUCUAAAUUUGUAUUUAAAUAUUUUUUAAAAAUAAAAAUGGAGAAAGAUAAUUUAUACGUAGAAGGAGCAGAUAGUGAUAAAAAGCAUCCCCUGGUAAAUCAAGACAAUAUCGCUGACAAAGUCAACCAUUUAUUAUACGAUGAAGGUAAGAAGCAAGAACAAGAUGGCGCCCUGAUAGCAGAAGUGCAAAGGAGGGACAGUGUACUAUCCUCGAACAACGGAGACGUCAGUGGGGAGGAAGAUAACAGUGAUGGGCUGGAGUUCGAUCUCUCUGGAGUCAAUUUGGCUUCUACUGAAGAACUUGCCAGGGAAGAGUUGGACCAACCAUUCCAAAGAACAGGGGCCAUGACUCCAGAGGGGCUCAUUGAUGAGGACUUUGAAGCUGAACUUGGAUCACCAAAUGAGGAAGAUGAAAAUGAUCCGGAGCUUCAGUUCAGAGAUAUUGCAAAGUUUGGAAUCAUUCAACUUGCUGGUGACGACGCUUUUGGUAGGAAAGUCAUCGUGGUGUCUGCUUGUCGUCUGCCCCCCAGAGAAGAACUUGAUCACCAGAAGUUCAUGAAAUACUUGAAGCACUUGUUGGAUCAGUACGUCGAGAGUGACUACACGGUCGUCUACUUCCACUACGGACUCAACAGCCAGAACAAACCGUCAUUUGCCUGGCUUAGGCAGGCCUACUCCGAGUUUGAUAGAAAGUACAAAAAGAAUCUGAAAGCUUUGUACCUCGUCCAUCCGACGAACUUCAUAAAAUUUUUAUGGAACAUCUUUCGCCCUAUCAUUAGUGCAAAGUUUGGACGUAAGGUGAGCUACAUCAACUAUUUGCAUGAACUUGCCCAACAGCUUCAACUGGACCAACUGGUCAUUCCACACAGAGUCAGAGACUACGAUGCAUUCUUGUUGGCCAAGAACAAACCAAAGCCUGUACCUACAAGCAUUGUGCAUGCACCUCUGCCCAAGCAACAGUUUGGGGUUGAACUUGCAUACAUAAAGAGCCACAAUAAUGGCUCCAUCAUUCCAACUGUAGUCAGUCAAUGUGUUGAAUACCUCAGGGAACAUGGAUUGCACACGGAGGGUCUCUUCAGAAGAUCAGCCAAUGCAUUGGAACUCAAGUUGGUUCAGAAGACAUUCAAUGAAGGUAAGGAGGUUGACUUCAGCACAUACGACAUUCACCUUCCAGCUGCCAUCUUGAAAAGUUUCCUCAGACAGCUUCCAGAACCUCUACUUACCUACGAACUCUACGACCACAUCAUCAAAGUUCAAUGUAUGAGAUCUUUUCUUACCAUCUUUAUGCGAAGAAUUCUGGUGGAGGAAUUGGUUGAAGACAACUACUACAUUCUCAAGUACAUCAUCAGCUUCCUAACUGAAGUAUCGGCAGAAAGUGGCAGAAACAAGAUGAACGAAUACAACCUGGCCAUAGUGUUUGGUCCAAACCUCAUCUGGUCAAAGAACCAGGCCUCCCUCGCCAGCAUCAGUCAGAUCAACUCCUGCACGGUUCUUUUAAUAUCAUACUACAGAGAACUUUUCAUCAAAUAA
Messenger RNA from Helobdella robusta, 1656 nucleotides. RefSeq lists its product as hypothetical. Bases 163 to 1656 code for a protein of 497 amino acids. The transcript has 14 exons. NCBI's taxonomy places the organism in Eukaryota, Metazoa, Annelida, Clitellata, Rhynchobdellida, Glossiphoniidae. Gene Ontology annotation, biological process: small GTPase-mediated signal transduction; negative regulation of endocytic recycling. Gene Ontology annotation, cellular component: cytoplasm. Gene Ontology annotation, molecular function: GTPase activator activity. The record is from RefSeq and is a predicted model, not a curated record.